AUGGGGGCUGCAGCUCCGAGUCCCACCCUCCUGCUGCUCUCAGUACUCCAGACUCUGAUCCAGACCGAGAUCCAGAGAGGCGCUGUGACCGCGACCGCGACCGCGACCGCGUCUGCAACGGGUCUCCGAGAUCCCCAAGCCUUCGUGGCUGGCUAUGUGGACGACACGCAAAUCCUGCUCUUCGACAGCCACUUGACUACUAAGAUGGAGGCUCGAGUACCAUGGGCAAAGCAGAUGGGGCCGGAUUAUUGGGAGCAGGAGAGGAUACUUUUGGAAAUUUAUUCACGCACGGCCCAAGAAAGCCUGCUAUUUGCAAUCCGAAUCUAUAACCAGAGCGAUGACGAUCAACACUUCCUCCGUGGGCACUACAGUCAUGCCUUUAAUGGUCGUGAUUACAUCAGCCUGAACGAGGACAUGAGAACUUGGACUGCUGCAGACAAGACGGCUCAGAUCGCAGUGCGAAGGUGGGAGGCGAAACAUUUAGCAGAGCACUGGAGGAUCUUCGCUCAGGGCCAGUGCAUUGCUUGGCUACUCAGGCAUCUGGAGCUAGGGAAGGAGAUUCUGCAGCGCUCAGACCCUCCAAAGGCACAUGUAACCCAUCACCCUAGACCUGAAGGAGAUGUCACCUUGAGGUGCUGGGCCCUUGAAUUCUACCCAGCUGAGAUAACCCUGACCUGGCAGAGGGAUGGGGAAGACCAGACCCAGGACAUGGAGCUGGUGGACACCAGGCCUGCAGGGGAUGGAACCUUCCAGAAGUGGGCAGCUGUGGUGGUACCUACUGGGGAGGAGCAGAGAUAUACAUGUCAUGUGCAACAUGAGGGGCUGCCUGAGCCUCUGACCCUGAAAUGGGAGACACCUCCUUGGUCCCCAACUGGAGUGAUAUUUGGUGUGGUUCUCCUUGGAGUUGUGGUCCCUGUAGCUGUGGUUGCCAUUGUGAUGCUGAGGAAGAAAAGCACAGCAUAUCACACUGUAUCCAAUACUGGCCUAGAACUCACUAAGUAGCUGUGAUGGCCAAUCUUCAGUGUCAGCUUGACUGGAUUUAGAAUCUCCUAGGAGAUCCAAUUCUGAUCACAUCUGUAACAGUGUUUCCAGAGAUUGAGGAUGGAAGAUCCAACCUCAGGAACAAGGAUAAGAGGAAGAACAGGAGAAAAAUAGAUGAGAGGAUCCCUACACUCUACUUCUUGGUCUACUAAAGUUUGCAGAAUCCCAGCCACAUGCUCCUGCUGCCCUGUACUCCAUAAUGCCUUAUGCUGAGAGUGACUGUGCCCUCUUUAACCAUGAAUCAGAAUAAACCUUUCAUCCUUUAA
Messenger RNA from Myodes glareolus (Bank vole), 1307 nucleotides. The record is from RefSeq and is a predicted model, not a curated record. Lineage: Eukaryota; Metazoa; Chordata; Mammalia; Rodentia; Cricetidae.